This is a messenger RNA of Trichoderma reesei QM6a, 1250 nucleotides long. RefSeq lists its product as uncharacterized. The transcript has 2 exons. Gene Ontology annotation, molecular function: S-methyl-5-thioribose-1-phosphate isomerase activity. The record is from RefSeq and is a predicted model, not a curated record. NCBI's taxonomy places the organism in Eukaryota, Fungi, Ascomycota, Sordariomycetes, Hypocreales, Hypocreaceae. Bases 1 to 1122 code for a protein of 373 amino acids.
AUGUCGCUCCUGCAGGCUGUCAAAUACCAGCGAGGCAAGCUCGAGGUCCUGGACCAGCUGCUUCUCCCCCACGAAUUCCACUACGACACCGUCUCAACCCGACAAGAGGCCUUUGACAGCAUCGCCACCAUGCGAGUGCGAGGCGCUCCGGCCAUUGCCAUCGUGGCCAGUCUGGGGCUCGCCGUCGAAUUGCACAACAACUCCAUCGCGGGCACUUCAGACGGCGAGGUCAUUGCACAAAUCGAUGAGGCAUUGGAUUACCUCAAGGAGAGCAGACCAACGGCCGUCGAUCUGACCAACGCCAUCAACCAGCUCAAAGCGACAAUCCGAACGGCCGAGGGCAAGGGCAAGGACGCCAUCGUGCAGGCGUUCAUUGAAGAGGCGGAGAGGAUAUUCGAAAAGGACCUGCAGAGCAACCUGUCGAUAGGCGAGCACGGCGCACAAUGGCUCCAGGCAAGGGCCGGCGCCUCGCCCGACCACAAGAUCUCCGUCCUGACGCACUGCAAUACCGGUGCGCUCGCCACCUCCGGCCAUGGAACGGCGCUCGGAAUCAUUCGCACCCUCCAGUCCAAGGGAUACCUGAAGCACGCCUUCUGCACCGAGACGCGGCCCUACAACCAGGGCAGCCGACUGACGGCGUUUGAGCUCGUCCACGAGGGCAUCCCUAGCACGCUCAUCACAGACUCCAUGGCCGCUGCUCUCUUCCGAACGAAAAAGGCAGAGAACAACAUCGCGGCCGUCAUUGUGGGUGCUGAUCGCGUCGUCCGCAACGGCGACACUGCCAACAAGAUUGGCACCUACCAGCUGGCUGUCCUGGCCAAGCACCACGGCAUCAAGUUCAUCGUUGCCGCCCCCACGACGAGCAUCGACCUGGAGACCGAGACUGGCGACGGGAUCAAGAUCGAGGAGCGUAAGAGGGAAGAGUUGACGCAAAUCUCCGGUGCCGUGCGCGUGGCGACGGCGGAUCAGCGAAUCGAUGUCUGGAAUCCUGCGUUUGAUGUGACUCCUGCAGAGUUCAUCGAUGUGGUUGUGACGGAGAAGGGUGCUGUUGAGAAGGGCCCUGAUGGCACUUUUGAUUUUAGCCAGAUUCUGCCUGAGCGAUGGGCAAAGGUGGUUGGUUAAAAAAGACGUGGAAAAUAGAUGAAAAGAAAAAGGGCUGGAAAGAUAAGAGAGGGAGUAAAUAGAGGCAUUUAACAUGCCAUCACGCUGGAAAAGACCAGAGUUAGAGCACAGCGUCACGAUAUAAUCAU